UUUUGAGCUGCCCCGCAAAGUUACAAUCACAGCAGCCAGCAGCAGCGGCGGAACCAACGGCAGCAAUGGCCGCUUUCCGCAGAGUGGCAGCGCUGGCCGGAAAACUCAACCUCUGGUCCGCGGCGAGAAACGAAGUACUCGGCAUUCCGACGGCCGGAGGAGGGGGAACAAGGAGGCGUCUGGUUGCGGGGAUGUGCGUUGUAACGGGGGGCGCCGUGGCACUUUACUUCUACGGUGAUACGUGGAGCGACCGAGGCAGGGAGGUGAUGAGGAGGAGGAGUAGGCACAGCAUCAACGGUUUGCUGCCGUCCAUCCCGACCGUCGAAGCCAAGGAGAAGGCACGGCUGUUUGACUUUGAGGAAGGAGACGUGUACAUGUCUUCCCAUGAGUAUCGUUUCCGCAAGUUCAGUUCUGUGGAGUACGAAGGACAGCUGUACAUGACCCCGCAGAACUUCAUUGAGUCGGUUACCAUGAGUGAACCAAGAAACAAGAGGCCCUGGAGGUCCCUGACCAAACAGGAGCUGGAGAAGAUCUUGUCAGACACUCCCCCAGUUUGGAGAGGAUCUUCCAAACUGUUCCGCAACCUGAGAGAGCGAGGCAUCAUCUCAUACACAGAGUACCUGUUCCUGCUCUGCAUCCUGACAAAGCCUCAUGCUGGCUUUAAGAUUGCUUUCAAUAUGUUUGAUGCGGACGGCAACCAGAUGGUGGACAAGAGGGAGUUCUUGGUGCUUCAGGAGAUCUUUCGAAAGAAAAAUGAGAAGAAAGGGAGGAAAGGAGAUGCUGAGAAGUCGGCACAGUUGAGUAUGCAGCUGUAUGGAUAUCAGGUUGCCCCCAUGAACAGCGUGCUAAAAAAAGAGAGUCAGGAGUUUGUGGCACGGAGUUACUGGGACGUUUUGAGGCGAAGCGCCAGUCAAAUCCUGUUUUCUGACCUGGCGGAGCGAGCAGAUGAAAGCAUCACUAUUGACACCACACUAUUGGUCCAUUUCUUUGGGAAGAAAGGGAAGGCAGAGCUUACAUUUGAUGACUUCUACAGGUUUAUGGAUAACCUCCAGACAGAGGUUCUGGAGAUUGAGUUUCUGACCUACUCUAAAGGUAUGACCACCAUCAGUGAAGAAGACUUUGCCAAAAUCCUGCUGCGUUUCACCAACGUGGAAAACAUCAGCGCCUACCUUGAGAAUGUCCGACACAGUAUACCUGAUGAAAAGAAGCAGGGAAUCACCUUUGAUGAGUUCAGAUCCUUCUUCCAGUUUCUCAACAACCUUGAGGACUUCGCCAUCGCCAUGCAGAUGUACAACUUUGCUUCACGCUCCAUUGGACAAGAUGAGUUUGCAAGAGCGGUUUAUGUGGCCACAGGCCUCAAGCUGACACGUCACCUUGUAAACACCAUCUUCAAGAUCUUUGACGUUGACCAUGACGACCAGCUCUCCUACAAGGAGUUCAUUGGCAUCAUGAAAGACCGUCUGCACAGGGGAGCCAGGGGCUAUAAAGCUGUGGAGCGCGCCACCUCCUUUAAAUCCUGUCUGAAGAAGGAGCUGGCAAGCAGCAGGUGAAGGGCAGACACCACACCUCCUUCACCAGCUGCGUUCGCUCUGAGGCCAGGAGACAAGUGCACCAUCUGCGGAGGAGGUACCAGGAGAACCCAUAGAGGAUGGAGUAUAUCUGACAGAGCCCAGACUUUAAUUAGCCAGCAGCCUGGGUUAGCAGCAUUGUAUAUUCAAGGGCAGAUCUCGAGUCAACCUCCAGACCAGAUCAUAACUAAAAGCAUGUCUGCACACAGCUGACUGAUGAUGCUGACAGUAAGCAACAUCAUCCCUCCUCCUCCAUCCCCCUUGAUCUAUGCCAGUCAUCAUAAGCAUGAUUUACUGUGUAUUAAAAUAAAGUAGAAUUAGAUUUGAGUAGAACUUAAGUGCUGAUGGAUGGGACUUCAACAAUAGUUGGAAGGGCAACUAACUGAACUAAAUGUUUAUUUUUUACAAUUAAAUGGAUUUUUUUUCUUAAUGAAUGAUGCAAUCAGUUCAUUUGUUCUGCAGAAAGAGAGAGCACAAGCAUUAUUAAAUUGAUUUGAUUGUGGUAACAUUGUCUGAAGUUAAUAUUAUAGUAACAUGAAAUAAAACCUGAAAAGUUCUAAAACAGUGUAAUUAAAUGAAGUAAUUAUGGAUAUGUAUUCUCCUCAUCUCAUUUUAAUUGUCUCAAUCGUUUUAUCAAAAUCCUUAAUGUCUUCAUGUGUUUUAUGUUUGAGAGUCUUAGUUGCAGGUAUAACACAGAUAUCCACAUGGGUGCCUUCUCUCCAUUCCCUUUCUCAAUCAAAGUACUUGGAGACAUUAAAUCAGCACUGUGCAGCUGUUAUUAGCAACACGACUGGGGUAUGAUUACAUUAUUUCUGUUCCAUGCGAUUCAUAUCAGACAGAUUAAUGACCAAAUAACAUUUUUAUGUAUUGUGUUAAAUAUGUGAUAUGUCAUUUGAACACAUGGAAAGGAAAACGAAUUCCAGAUGUCUACGGUAUAAUGAAGAUUUACCUAAUGAUUUCUCCCGAUGUAAAAUGCUGUCAUUUAUAUAAUCACGUAUUUGUCACAUCAGCGGUUCUGGUGAAUGAAUUUUAUUGCACGAAUAAACUUAUUUUAAACAGAGUGUUUUUAUUGAGCAUGCGCAACGAAACGUUCGACAUCAUAUUAGCAACCGGCUAAGAAAUGAUCAAGUGUUGAAUGUGUUAUCCGUUUUUAUCCGACCGCAAAGCUAUGAGUAUGCGCCAAGCCUAGCUUUCUCACUCUGGUAAGUUAUUCUGACUCGUCCAUGGGUGUUAGGUGUUUAAAAUAAACAACAUGAAAUUUAAGGGUAUUUAGAGCGCUGUAGGUGAACAUUGUGAAGUUAGCUGUAAAUUAGCCAGCUGUGGUGACCUUACAAAACGGUUCAUGUGUUUGACUAGAAAGUUGAGUGUGUUGUUGUAUACCAGUUGUAUCAGGCAAUAACAGCAAUAAUAUAAUGUAUUGUCAGUUUUGGCGAAACAGUAGGCUAUACUUACUGUAAAGUUUGAAUUCAACUGUUAGCUGGUGAAAUGCUACCAUCUGGUGUCGCGCCAAACCAACUGCUGCUAAAUCAGUAUACUUGUACUCGGGGAUAUAUUUUACGAUGAAACAAAACAUUUUUUACUGUCUUCUAUCUAACUUCGUCAUUUUGCUUGUCCACUAUUGACAUACGGUGAUAAUUAUGUCAGCGUUUAAACUGUAUUAUUCGGAGGCAUGUGCUUAAAGGGGUUGGAGUGGUAGACGGAACGUUUCUUCUUAGUCACCUCUCUGUCGUUUCCUGUCAGGAACAUUAAAACCGACGCACCGUGAAACACCUACUCUUAAACGGUUUAUACCUUAUACCUAAAAUAACUUACGGUCGCUUCUACCGUCCACGGAUGUGUUCAAUUUAAUUAAUGUUUAUAAUGUCCAUACACAGGUAAACGUAACGACUCAUAUAGUUUUUUGAAAGAAGUUGUAAAUACGUGUAAUGUAAUGACGUAUGUGAUGGCUUUCGCAAGGCAUUCUGGGUCCCUCAAAGAUGGAUUAUAACACUAAAUAAAUAGUCUUAGAAGCACUGAGGUGUCUAUCUUUCUAUCUGUCUCUCUUGCUUGUGUUAUAACAAUUCAUUUUAUCUCGUGAUCUGGCUGUUUUUGCCACAUUUAUCUACGGAGACGAACCCUGAGUGAGGAUGGUUGUUCUGCUGAUGGGGUGCUGUUUCCACCCAGCUAUCCGUUAAGACUAUACUUUCAGGGAUCAUUUCUAUAGUUUCUGACUUGAGAAAUGUGCUUCUAAAGUGUAUGGUCUCGCUAACCACGAUGAUGAGUUGUGAUGUUCCUUUCUGAGCGUGAAGCGGAUGGAGAAUAAUGAUUCAGUUCAUAUGUUCUCUAUCAUUGAUGACCGUUCUUUACUUCCUCGUGGAGUAUUGAGGAGAGGAACAUGAUCAGAGU
This is a messenger RNA of Mugil cephalus (flathead mullet), 3953 nucleotides long. It is a transcript of the gene micu3a, whose product is annotated as mitochondrial calcium uptake family, member 3a. Bases 66 to 1550 code for a protein of 494 amino acids. Gene Ontology annotation, molecular function: calcium ion binding. Gene Ontology annotation, cellular component: uniplex complex. NCBI's taxonomy places the organism in Eukaryota, Metazoa, Chordata, Actinopteri, Mugiliformes, Mugilidae. The transcript is spliced from 16 exons. The record is from RefSeq and is a predicted model, not a curated record. Gene Ontology annotation, biological process: mitochondrial calcium ion homeostasis; calcium import into the mitochondrion.